GGUGGGUUGCAGUUUUAUGGGUCCAAUUCCUGAUUCAUUGGGAUCCCUCAAUCAGCUAGUCUUUUUAGGUCUCAAUAAUAACCGCUUUACGGGACCUAUCCCACCCUCUAUUGGUAAUUUAAAUAAUCUUUCAUGGUUGGAUCUAAGUGAUAACCAGCUUUCAGGACCCAUUCCCGUCUCUAAUCCAACAGCGCCUGGCCUUGACAAUCUAGUAACUACAAAACACUUCCAUUUGUCAAAUAAUCAGUUAUCUGGUUCUAUUCGAUCUCAACUUUUCAACUCAAACAUGAGCCUAAUACAUUUUAUAGCUAACAACAACCAAUUAUCUGGACUAAUUCCUGCCUCGAUAGGAUCCGUGCAGACUCUUGAGGUCAUACGCCUGGACUCGAAUUGGUUGACAGGGGAUGUGCCUCAGAAACUAACGGAACUCAAAAGUGUUAAUGAGCUGCACCUGUCAAACAAUAAUCUGAACUGGACCUAUUCCAGAUCUCUCCGGAAUGAACUCACUCUAUUACGUGGACAUGAGCAGUAAUAGUUUUGAAUAUUCUGAUAUUCCAGCAUGGUUCACCCUUCCAUCGUUGACCACAAUAUUGAUGGGAAUGACGCAGCUCCAAGGAGAAAUCCCAUCAGGUGUCUUCCAAGCUCAGUUGGAGAGAUUGGUGCUAAGCAGUAAUCGGCUUAACGGAACCCUGGAUGUUGGCAACAGCUAUAGCAGUUAC
Molecule: messenger RNA, 719 nt
Organism: Helianthus annuus (common sunflower)
Lineage: Eukaryota; Viridiplantae; Streptophyta; Magnoliopsida; Asterales; Asteraceae
Product: probable leucine-rich repeat receptor-like protein kinase At5g49770
Exons: 9
Coding region: 17-532 (171 amino acids)
Molecular function (GO): protein binding
Source: RefSeq, a predicted model, not a curated record